GUUGUGAGGAAUGGUAGCGAGUGUUUACGAACACUGACGGCUGCUGAGUGAGGUUUGUGUGCUCCUGAGAUUAAGGAAUCGGCCAGCAUUAGUGGAAUCAGAAUCCAAAUCUUGUGCAGGUCUGCCCCUGAGGAGUAGGAAAGGCAUCCGGCAGGGGCUUUUAUAAUUUUUAAUCCAAUGGAUACCUUAAUAUAAAUGGGAGAGGAUAAUGUAUUAGGGAACUCUUCCUGCGUGUGGAAGCCAACCAUCUAGUUAGGAAGACAAAUACCACAUUAUGAAAAACUUCAAAAAUGCAGACCUUUGGCUCUCGGUCUGUGCAUCUCAGUGAGUGGCAGAAGAAUUACUUUGCAAUUACAUCUGGCAUGUGUACAUCAGGACAGAAGGCAGAUGCCUACCGUGCACAGAUCCUACGAAUUCAGUAUGCAUGGACAAACUCUGAGAUUUCCCAGGCUUGUGCUACCAGACUCUUCAAGAAAUAUGCAGAGAAAUAUUCUGCAGUUAUUGAUUCUGACAAUGUUGAAACUGGUCUGAAUAACUAUGCAGAAAACAUUUUAGCUUUAGCAAGAUCUCAGCAAGCUGACAGUGACAAGUGGCAGUCUGGAUUGUCAAUAAAUAAUGUUUUCAAGAUGAGGAAUGUGCAGGAGAUGAUGCAAACUGGCAAAAAAGUCAAAGACACUCUUUUGGCACCUUCUGAUGCCUCAGUAGUGAUUCAUAAAGAUGCUGUUGUCUUCGAUCUUCCUAAAUUUGGUGUUUGUAGUGGUUCUGGGGAGAGUGGCCCAUUAAAUAACUCAGCUCAUGGUGCAGACAGGACCCAAAAUCUCCCAGAGAAAAGCCUUUUGAUUUGCCCUCAGAAUGCACCUGUAGCGACUGACAUUCCUAAGUUGUGUCCUGCAUUCUCAGCGCCUUUUGGUGAACCAGCUGCAGCAAAAUUCUAUGCCACACCAUUAUUUGGAAAUGUCAAAAAGGAAAAUAAUAGCUCUCCUAAAGCCAACGCAGGACUAAAUAUGUUCUUAUCUAAUCAGUCUGGUUUUUCUUCUGAUUGUGGAAAUCCACAGCAAAGGAAAUCUUUGUAUAGUUCUGGCAAUAAUGAUGCAUUUCCCACUGCACUACUGAGUAAGGCUCUUUGUAAACCAGCAGAUAAUGGCCAAAGGGAGGAGAACAGCUUGUCUGCUUUCAAAACUGCAAAAGAACAGUUAUGGGUAGAUCAGCAAAAAAAAUACCACCACCCCCAGCGUACAGCAGGGUCUUCAUAUGGUGGUGUGAAAAAGUCUCUGGGAGCUAGUCGAUCCCGAGGAAUAUUUGCAAAGUUUGUUCCUCCUAUACUUAAGCAAGAUGGGGGAGAUCAGAAUGGGGGAAUGCAGUGUAAGCCUUAUGGCACAGUACCUACAGAACCAGCACAUCCAGUUGAUGAGCGUCUGAAGAACUUGGAGCCAAAGAUGAUUGAACUUAUUAUGAAUGAGAUUAUGGAUCAUGGACCUCCUGUAAAUUGGGACGAUAUCGCAGGAGUAGAAUUUGCCAAAGCCACUAUAAAGGAAAUAGUUGUGUGGCCCAUGAUGAGGCCAGAUAUCUUUACUGGUUUACGAGGUCCCCCUAAAGGAAUUCUGCUCUUUGGUCCUCCUGGGACUGGUAAGACUCUGAUUGGCAAGUGCAUUGCUAGUCAGUCUGGGGCAACCUUCUUUAGCAUCUCUGCUUCCUCCUUGACUUCUAAAUGGGUAGGUGAGGGGGAAAAAAUGGUCCGUGCAUUGUUUGCUGUUGCAAGGUGUCAUCAGCCGGCUGUAAUAUUUAUUGAUGAAAUUGAUUCUCUGUUAUCUCAAAGGGGAGAUGGUGAGCAUGAGUCUUCUAGAAGGAUAAAAACCGAAUUUUUAAUUCAGUUAGAUGGAGCUACCACAUCUUCUGAAGAUCGUAUUCUGGUAGUGGGAGCAACCAAUCGGCCACAAGAAAUUGAUGAGGCUGCCAGGAGAAGGUUGGUGAAAAGGCUUUAUAUUCCCCUCCCAGAAGCUUCAGCCAGAAAGCAGAUAGUAAUUAAUCUGAUGUCCAAGGAGCAGUGUUGCCUCGGGGAAGAGGAGAUUGAGCUGGUUGUACAGCAGUCUGAUGGGUUCUCAGGAGCUGACAUGACGCAGUUGUGUAGAGAAGCUUCUCUUGGUCCCAUUCGCAGUUUACAAACUGCUGACAUUGCCACUAUAAUGCCAGAUCAAGUUCGACCAAUAACUUACAUUGACUUUGAAAAUGCUUUUAGAACUGUGCGACCUAGUGUGUCUUUAAAAGAUUUAGAGCUUUAUGAAAAUUGGAACAAAACUUUUGGUUGUGGAAAGUAAAUAGGACACUUGAAACUAAAAGAUGGUAUUUUUGUAGUACAAUCUUUUCCACUUUGUAGCAUAGGAACUUAUUAAUUGUACUUUGUAUAUUCUCAAUUCUGUACCUCAAAUAAAAUAGAAUAAUAAGCUCAAAUUUUACAAUUAACUUAGCCUCUGUUACUUAAGCUUGAUUUUUCUUCCAUUAUUAACUGAUUUGUAGGCUUAUUCAUAUAAAAUGUGAAUGAGCUUUUGUUGUUUCUAGGUCUUCACGAUGUGUAACUUGGUGAAUGGUGAGUUCAAGUUGAAAUUUAAAAAUCUCAUUUGUGCCUGAGCCUGUAUCUGACUUAUAUACAUUUUUUUUUUUUUUUUUAAGAUUUAUUUACACAAGAACUGGGGCACAGACCAGAGGCAGGGGAGGGUGAGAGAAUUCACCAGAGACAGAGUGGGGAACAGAACAGGCAGACUGACUGAAAUACACUGAUGAGGGGAGCAGCGGGCCAUAUGGGUUUCUCCCUGGCCGGCUGGGAAGUAAACCCGUGCUUUAGAGGCUACGGACAGCUUUACAGCGCUGUGCUCAACCCGCUGCGCCACUGGGGAGGCCCUUAGAUACAUUUUUUAGUGAAGAAACUUUCUUGUGAGCAGCAUAUAAUUCAUUGGUUAGAAUAAUGGUUCACAUUUGAAGCAGCUUUGCUUAUUGUUUGAAUAGAUUUAAAUCUCACCAAAAGCUAGAGUGAAUAGUACCAGUUUUUUGUUUUGGUUUGUAACAUCUUACAAUUUUUUUUUAAAGAUUGGUUUAUGUAUACAAACAGUGGGGUACAGGCCAGAGGUGAGGGAGGGUGAGAGAAUUCACCAGAGACAGAGCAGGGAGCAGAACAGGCAGAAGGACCAAAAGCACUGCUGAGGGGAGCAGUGGGCAAGACAGGAGAGGUCUGCAGCGCCAUGUGGGUAUCUUCCUGACUGGCUGGGAAUAGAACGUUUCUUCCCUUACCAGGUAUAGCUAAUAAAACUAUGUCCAGAAAUAGCAAGGUAUAAUCUAAUAACAGACGUAUACAUAGAAAUGAAAGGUGAUGAAUGUUGUGUUUUUCCUGGUGGCACAGGUGGUUGAGCCCAGCACUGUGAAGCUGUCUGCAACCUCUGCAGUGCAGGUUCGAUCCCAGCUGGCUGGCAAGAAUCCCACGAUUCAGACCUCUCCUGUAUAGCCCGCUGCUCCCCACAGUAGUGUAUUUCAGCCAGUCUGCCUGUCCUGUUCCCCGCACUGUCUCUGGUGAAUCCUGUCACCCUCCCGUGCAUCUGUCCUGUAAAAAUCUUAAAAAAAAAAAAUAAUAAAAUUAAUAUUGUUGACACUACUUCACAGUUUCUUUCAAAAAUACAGGUUUUCAGAUUUUUAUAAUGGACUUUUGUUUUAGUAAUACAGAUUCAUUUUCCCGGUGUUUUAUAUAGGACUAGGGAUAUACUGUACAUUUCCUUUUAUAGCCAGCUUUUUUCCUUUAAAGUACAUCAUCUUUUCCAAUGUUAACACACACUUGUACAACAUGUUUGCUUGUGGAACUGUGAUUCCAUUGUAUGAAUGAACUGUCAUUUAGCCAGUCUUCUGUUAAUGGGUAUUUAGGGCUGGACAUUAGGUUGUUAACCAUUGGUUUACUUGUAAACAAAAAUAUGUUAAAUGCUAUAAAUGAUCUUAAAAAAAAAAAAAACAUGUACUUUGCUUGAGUAAAAUUCUUGAUUCAAAUAGUAUGCACGUUUUUAAAGUUUUUGAUGUGUGUUCUAAAUUGUCCUUUAGAAUAGUAGUGUUGGGCCUCGCCUGGUAGCGCAGUGGUUGAGCUCUGGGCUGUGAAGCUGCCUGCAGCCUCUGCAGCGCCCGCUCGAUUCCCGGCCUCCAGCGAG
Messenger RNA from Talpa occidentalis (Iberian mole), 4178 nucleotides. RefSeq names its product fidgetin like 1 (gene FIGNL1). The record is from RefSeq and is a predicted model, not a curated record. The coding region runs from base 291 to 2315 and encodes 674 amino acids. NCBI's taxonomy places the organism in Eukaryota, Metazoa, Chordata, Mammalia, Eulipotyphla, Talpidae. The transcript has 2 exons. Gene Ontology annotation, molecular function: microtubule severing ATPase activity; ATP binding; ATP hydrolysis activity.